UGCCGCCAUUACGUACAGCUGUCAAAUGUGUGUGAAAUAUCCAAUAAAAAUUGAGCUUUUUCAAAUUAAACAGGAAGUUGUCUGCGGAUAACAGAAAUUUGGUGGAAUUGGAGGCAUCUGAUUUUGCUCCUCAACGUAUUAUGGCUCAAAAUAUUAAUCCACAUUACGCGUCGUCGUCAAAUCCAGCGAAACAAAAUGAAGAUACGAUUAAACUAAAAGAUAAUCAUGCAGUAAGCAAACGGCUUCAAAAAGAGUUAAUGGAGCUGAUGCGGUGCGCUGAUAAAGGCAUAUCAGCAUUUCCCGAAAGUGAGAACUUAUUUAAGUGGAUUGGCACCAUAAAUGGCCCCCAGGAAACAGUAUAUGCGGGUCACAAGUACAAAUUGUCACUGGAGUUCCCCAACUCAUACCCUUACGCACCGCCUAUGGUGAAGUUCAUCACGCCAUGCUUUCACCCUAAUGUAGAUACCUGUGGUUUAAUAUGUUUAGAUAUUUUGAAGGACAAGUGGACGGCACUGUACGAUGUCCGCACUGUGCUACUGUCCAUCCAGAGUUUGUUAGCCGAGCCAAAUACGCACAGUCCUUUAAAUCAACAAGCUUCGUACCUGUGGCCCAACCAGCCAGCCUAUAAGAAGUACCUAGACGAAUUUUACAAUAAGCACAGAGACUCAUAGUGGACUUGUGUUUUUUUGUCAACAUUAAAGAAAAUAUUUUUGAUUUUGCGUUGUAUUUUGUGUUGUGAAUGUUUGAGUGCAUGAUUGUGAAGAGGUUGGCGCUGAUGAGUUACUCACUGUUCCAGAGCAGCUCCUACUUGAUAAUAGUUUUUUAUAUUUCCAUAUUUUGACUUGGCUAUGUGUAGAUAGUAAAUUGUAGGUGUUAUAUGACUGUGAUAGAUUACCUGAAAGCAUAAUAUCAAAAUUAAUAUUGUAUACCUAUAUAUAUAGCUGUUAAGGUACAAUUCUUGCUGAUUUUAUAAUCUGCUGACUUAAUAAUUGAGUGGAGCUUGCUCUCUGUACUUCAUCUUGUUUUGUAUAAUAUCUGUGUCACGUAAAACUAUCAAUAUCAUUGUUAGGCAGUUGUAAGUUUCCAAAGUUAUAAUUUAGUUGUUAAUUACAUGUAAACUCAUCAGCCCUAUCUCUUGCUGGUGGAUUGGAGUCUGUGUAUUAUGAGAUCACUGACAAUUAUAAUUCUUUAGUGCAAUUGAA
Molecule: messenger RNA, 1202 nt
Organism: Trichoplusia ni (cabbage looper)
Lineage: Eukaryota; Metazoa; Arthropoda; Insecta; Lepidoptera; Noctuidae
Gene: vih
Product: ubiquitin-conjugating enzyme E2 C
Exons: 2
Coding region: 141-671 (176 amino acids)
Source: RefSeq, a predicted model, not a curated record